Molecule: messenger RNA, 3365 nt
Organism: Macadamia integrifolia
Lineage: Eukaryota; Viridiplantae; Streptophyta; Magnoliopsida; Proteales; Proteaceae
Product: receptor-like kinase TMK4
Exons: 2
Coding region: 130-2952 (940 amino acids)
Biological process (GO): protein phosphorylation
Molecular function (GO): protein kinase activity; ATP binding; protein binding
Source: RefSeq, a predicted model, not a curated record
GAUUUUCCUUCCUCAAAUCUCCCAGCCCCUCAAAACCUGCUGGAACCUCUUUCGCUCCUCUUCUCUGUUUCUUCUUUCUUCACUCUCUCUUCGACUCUCUCAUCGAGAGAUAAUCACCAGAACACCACAAUGGGAGAACACAAGAUUCUGUUCUCUCCUUCGCUUCUGAUCAUCUCUUCCUUCGCUUUCUUCUUCUGUCUCUUCUCUCCCGCCGUCGCAGACGACGCUGCAAUCAUUAAGAAACUCGCCGUUUCUCUCCAAUCAACCCCUAGUGACUGGACAGGCAACAGCCCAUGUAAAUGGACAGGCAUUACAUGCGACAAGUCGAACAGUGUGACCUCCAUUAGCCUCGCUUCCCAGGGUUUGUCUGGUACCCUUACUUCAGAUCUCAAUCAACUUACCCAGCUUCAAACCCUCGCUCUUCAGAACAACAAUAUCAUCGGCUCCUUACCCACCCUUGCAAACCUCACAAAUCUCCAGGAAGUUUACUUAGACAGCAAUAACUUCACAUCGAUUCCUUCCACGUUCUUCACCGGGCUCACCAAUUUGCAGCAAUUUAGUAUAAGCCAAAAUGGCAACUUGGAGCCAUGGACAAUCCCUGCAGAUCUCGCUGAUUCUUCGAGUUUGGCCAGUUUUUAUGCAAGCAACGCUGGUGUUGUGGGUACCAUUCCAGAUAUUUUUGGGUCGUUUCCGAAUUUGCAAUCCCUACGGCUUUCCUACAACAAUCUCACGGGCUCUCUACCCAAAUCUUUCGCAGGAAGUGGGAUUCAGAAACUUUGGCUUAACAAUCAGGAUCUGGGUUUGUCUGGGACGAUUGAUGUAAUAGCAACAAUGACGCAGCUCAGUCAGGUAUGGCUUCAUCAGAAUGCAUUUACCGGGUCGAUUCCAGAUCUUUCGAAAUGUACGUCUCUGUUUGAUCUUCAGCUUCGUGGCAAUCAAUUCACUGGGGUGAUUCCCACUUCUUUGAUGUCUCUGUCUCAAUUGGUUAAUGUUUCUUUGGAAAACAAUAAGUUCCAAGGUCCUUAUCCGAGUUUUGGUAAAGGAGUUCUGGCUACUCUUGGCACAACCAACAAUUUCUGUAAUUCAAAGCCAGGUCCUUGUGCACCUCAGGUAACGGCAUUGCUUGCUGUUGCGGGAGACUUUGGUUACCCUAUGACCUUAGCGACCUCUUGGGCAGGGAAUGACCCUUGCCAAGGUUGGACUUUUAUUGCCUGUGAUGCGCAGCAGAAGAAUGUUACAGUAGUUAACUUUGCAAAACAGCACUUCACAGGAACGAUCUCAACUGCUUUUGCAAACCUUACUUCAUUGAGGAGUUUGGUGUUGAAUGACAAUAAUCUCAGCGGCCCGAUACCGGCUGCUUUGACCAACUUGAAUCAGCUCCAAACUCUUGAUGUUUCCAACAACAACCUUUCUGGACUAGUUCCAGUUUUUCCUGCUGGUGUAACGGUGAAAUCGGCAGGUAACAAGUUUCUAGGUACCAAUUCAACUUCUGGUGGAGAUGGGGGAGGAGGAAGUCCAGGAUCCAGUCCAGGUUCGGAUUCACAGACAGGAGGUAGCAACUCAACCUCCGCAGGCGCAAAGAGCUCCUCUGUUUCACCUGGUAUGGUUGCUGGUGUAGUGGUUGCCGCUGUGAUUUUUGUUGUUGUAGCUGUUGUCAUCUACAGAUGUUACGAUAAGAAACGCAAACAGAAAACUGGGUUGGUCCCACUCCCUCAGAAUGAGAAGGAAAUGGGGAAGAAUGGAGCAGUGGGCCCUGCAAAUGGAUAUGGUGGGUUUGGAAGUGAAUUACAAAGUCAGAGUAGUGAUACUAGCGAAGUCCAGGUUUUUGAUGGUGGUAAUGUUGCUAUUUCAAUCCAAGUCCUCCGAGAGGUGACGAACAACUUUAGCGAAGCAAACAUACUGGGUAGAGGAGGAUUUGGAGUUGUCUACAAAGGAGUACUCCAUGAUGGGACACAAAUUGCAGUGAAGAGGAUGGAAUCCGGUGCAAUGGGCACAAAAGGGUUGAAUGAAUUUCAGGCAGAGAUUGCAGUCCUUACGAAGGUUAGACACAGGCAUCUAGUCGCUCUUCUGGGGUUCUGCGUUAAUGGCAAUGAGAGGCUUUUGGUAUAUGAGUAUAUGCCACGGGGGACUCUUGGGCAGCAUUUAUUUGAUAGGAAUGAAAAUGGGUAUCCUCCUCUCACAUGGAAUCAGAGGGUGACAAUUGCACUAGAUGUAGCCAGGGGAGUAGAGUAUCUUCAUGGCUUAGCACAGCAGAGUUUCAUCCAUAGAGAUUUAAAGCCCUCGAAUAUACUUAUUGGGGAUGACAUGAGGGCUAAGGUUUCUGAUUUUGGUUUAGUUAAGAAUGCCCCUGAUGGGAAUUACUCUGUUGAGACUCGAUUGGCAGGAACAUUUGGGUAUCUUGCACCUGAAUAUGCUGCAACUGGGAGGGUGACCACUAAAGUUGAUGUUUAUGCAUAUGGUGUGAUCUUAAUGGAGCUGAUCACGGGUAGAAGAGCACUGGAUGAAACCAUGCCAGAUGAUAGAUCACAUCUAGUGACAUGGUUCCGUAGGGUCUUGAUCAACAAGGACAACAUUGGAAAAGCUAUUGACCCUUCCCUUGACCCUGAUGAUGAGACCUUUGGGAACAUUUGUAAGGUGGCAGAGCUUGCAGGUCAUUGUACGGCUCGUGAGCCUUCUCAGAGGCCAGACAUGGGCCAUGCAGUGAACAUCUUGGCUCCUCUUGUAGAACAGUGGAAACCUAGUUCCCAGCAAGGAGGAGAUGGUUGUGGCAUUGACCUCAACUUAAGCCUACCUCAAGUGCUAGAGAGAUGGCAAGCUGACGAAGGCACCUCCAGAAUUGUUGGUGAUUCCUUCUUUAACAGAAGCAUAUCGAGUCGUGGGAGCACCCAAUCUAGCAUUCCUACAAAACCUUCUGGUUUCGCUGACACAUUCCAUUCAACGGAUGGCCGAUGACUGGAGAGUGAGAAUCAAAUUCUGAAGAGAGACAAAGGAAGGACAUGCUUCCACCACUGAUAAAUCUGAAUUGAGUUAUCGACGAAAACAUCAGUUUUUCAGUUCAUUUCUUUUGUGCAACAUUUGUAUACAUCGUGUCAAUCCUCGAUAUAUUUGUUUUCUUGUAUCGUAAGACAUGAGAGCUAUGCUUGUUGGUUUUGGAUUCUCUGAUGUAAAAUACAGAUUGAUUGGCGAGGUAGUAGAAGAAAAUGUGGUGGGAGUGGAGUAGCAUGUUUCAUGGUAUAGAGUGGUUUGAACUGCCAAAGUUAAGAACAGAAGUUUGUAUGAUAAUUCCUUUUUUACCAGGUCACUGAACUCUUGGAUCAAAACUUUUGUGCUAAAUUACAAGUUCUAUUCCUUGACUUUUGUUUGAA